AUGGGGUUCGCUACUGAUACUAUGAAUGUUAUGUUCGGUGAACACUCUGGCACUGUCGCAAAAAUUAAAGAAGUGAACCCAAAAUGCUUUUUCAUAAAAUGUGUUUGUUACUUUGGAGUAUCAGAUAUUUGGACAGAUAGUAAAAGAAAUGUAUGGACAUUUUUCUCAAAGCAGCAAGCGUCAAAGAUAAUUCCCGUCAAUAUGGCGGGGCAAAAUCCGGGCUCACCUACUGACUUCCAAUAUUUUUAUGAAGAUGAAGUUUAUAAAAUUAACAAUCGCGGCCAAGUUGUAUUUGGUCUUGUACUUGAAAACUACGAAGCAAACUCCAGUGAUCAGGAAAGCGACAUUGAAACACCUAUACAAAAAGGCGAAAUUCGUGUCGUAUGGCAUCCUUCGGGAACCGAACGAGUGAUAUCCGAGAAGUCGGUUGGCCUUGCUGAUCGUUCUUUGAUGCCUGGCGAUGUUGUGCGCCGCCUCAUAGCUGGCAAGGACACGCAGCGCGGAUACUGUCGCGAUAUAAUCAUGACUGCAGCACUGCAGAUUGUUGGUACCAAACAUGUCAUUCCUAAUGUUGCAAGUGAGAGGCUACAACCACUGGAAGAAUUCACACCAGAUCUUGCAGUAUGCCUAGACUCUUGGGUUGGAACUUCUAAGGCUGUGCAUAGUAAACUACGUCUUGUCUCAGCUGAUGGUUCACGUCUUGAAUACCCAGACCUAGACAGUUGUCCUCUUGAAGACUAUUCAAUGCGGCGACGACGAUCAACACCCUAUUCGUCGUCAGAGUUUUACCCUGGGCAAGUUGUGUAUGGGCCAUUGGGUUCCUUGGAUAGUGCUAAUUGGCUUCAUGUCACUAAGGAAAUGAAAGCUGCCAGAAAACAUAAAAUGCAUGAUCAUAAGUUCACUGUGGAGGCAGUAGUCACAGAGAGUGUAAGUGUGCAUUGGCAGUGCCGAGCACUUUGUACGCACCCAACUGACUCGGCAGCCCCACAGCAACCAAAGUUUCUUGUUGAAGGCGAAGACUUGAAGAACCUGAAGUUGCUCAAUGUUUUUGAACCCUGUACGCUGCAGGUCGGCGACAGAAACUUCCUUACUAUUAGCCCAGAAGAUACUUUUGUUAGUAAAAAGCAGUGGAGGAAACAACAAAGUAAAUACUACAGGAACCAUCGCAAACAAAGCCGGCCCACCAAGAAAUCUAAGACAGAUGCAAAUGCAUCAGAACACAUGCCUUCAAGACCAAAAAAGCGGGCGUCAUCACACCGCAAGCUGAAGUCCACAGAUAAUGAAAUGGACGUGGAUAUGGUAGAUGAGAAGUUGGAGUCCCUUGAUGAGGCACUGAAGACGGAUGUCAACUGUCCAAGUAUUAAAAUCGAACCAAGUGCAGAUGUUACUAUACCCAUAGGGAGUAGUCAGGAAGAUACCGUCACAGAAGAGAAGAAUGAUUCAGGCAUCAGUGGGCUAAGCAAAUCCCACAUCUGCAGCCCUGAACCUGCCAAAGAGGACAGUCACCUGCUCAAUGGAGACAGCAAGUCAGCUGACGCGUGUCUCAACGACGACGACUCAGACAAUUGGGAGAACACUAGUAGCGACGGCAGCGAUACUGACAGCGGUGCGACGUGGUCGUCACGGUGCUCGUCGGCGGCGUCGCAGCGUGGCAAACGGUCGCCGCAGCUGGCGGUGCGGCUGCUGCGCGGCAAGCGGCUCAAGCGCACCGUGCGCCGCGCGCCGCCCGCGCCACCGCCGCGCGUCGGUGACCGCGGCGUCGUCGAGACGCUGCACACCUGCAGCCGCGCCAACGUCGUGUGGCAGGUGAGCGCACGCACUCAUACUGUACACUGCAGCUCGCGGUGCAGCGGCAAGCGGCUCAAGCGCACCGUGCGCCGCGCACCGCCGCGCGUCGGUGACCGCGUCGUCGUCGAGACGCUGCACACCUGCAGCCGCGCCCACGUCGUGUGGCAGGUGAGCGCACGCACUCAUACUGUACACUGCAGCUCGCGGUGCAGCGGCAAGCGGCUCAAGCGCACCGUGCGCCGCGCCCGCACACCGCCGCGCGUCGGUGACCGCGUCGUCGUCGAGACGCUGCACACGUGCAGCCGCGCCAACGUCGUGUGGCAGGUGAGCGCACGCACUCAUACUGUACACUGCAGCUCGCGGUACAGCGGCAAGCGGCUCAAGCGCACCGUGCGCCGCGCGCCGCCCGCGCCACCGCCGCGCGACGGUGACCGCGUCGUCGUCGAGACGCUGCACACCUGCAGCCGCGCCAACGUUGUGUGGCAGGAUGGGACAAUAGAGAUGGGCAUACCUUCAGUUCAACUGUACCCAAUUCACCAUCUGGACGGCCAGGAAUGUUUCCCGGGAGAUUUUGUAGUCAGUGGAGCGGCUAAUGUUGAGGAAAAUCAACAAUUAAAGCACAGGGAAUACGGCGUAGUGCAACGCGUGGACCAUCACGGAAGGACAGCAAUAGUCAACUGGUACCGCACCUAUACUAGCGCAGAUGAACCUGUGCCUCAAAUGUUAAACGAAACGGAGAUGAGUGUCUACGACCUGAAAGACCACCCGGACUUCCAAUAUCGUCCCGGCACCGUGGUUAUCAGGGUGGCCAAUUUUACGGGAGAAGACGCCAACUGUACCGCUGGACAGGUCAUAGACAACUUCCCGUCUGGUCGCGUAAAGGUGUGGUGGGUAGAUGGUCACACAAGCAUGUGUUGGCCUCAAGAUUUGUACAAGGUGGGUGAAUAUGACUCGGAGGAGGGUGAGCUGUGGGGCUCGGAGGGGUCGGGGUCUGAGGACUCGUGGGAGACGCAGAGCUCUGCGCGCGACGAGCCGCGCACGCCGGACGCCGCACCCCCCGCUCCCCCCGCGCAGCCCACGCCCCUCGCGCCGCACACCACCCCCGCGCACCAGCCGCCUCCACACCACGUGCUGCACUUGCAGCACGGACGCAGGAAGAUCAGCCUGCCAGCCCGAGCGAGGAGACAGCGCCUGAGCAGGCGGGAGGCGCGGGCGGUGCGGGGGGCGGGGGGCGGCGCGGUGCCGCGGCUGCUGGAGCCGCGCGUGGCUGCGCACAUCGAGCGCGGCCGCGUCGCCAUGCGCCGCCUCGAGGAGAUGUUCGCCAAGCACCCCACGCUGCAGAGCCAAGAGAUAAUGAGGAAGCUUCUGAAUCUCUACAAAGACUGCCGUUUUCUGGAUCGUCUGAUGGGAACAACAUUCUUCCACGAGGAUCAUUUUCUGGGUCUACUAGAACGUGUUCGCGAGCGCGGUGCGACGACGCCGCGGGCGGGCGAGCGCCGCGUCCACGAGCAGCUGGCGCGCCUGUUCACACCUAGCGAGCCCGUCGAGCCCAACGCUGAGCCCGCCGAGUCCAGCCUCGAGCAGCGCGAGCCCACCGACCCAUCCGACACGGCGCUCGACGCCAUGCUCGUGGACGACGACAAGCACGCACACGGUCAAACUAUCAUCACUGCCAAUGUCACCGUUGAGCCGAUGGAGGUGGAAGCCAAUUCUCCUAAAAAGCCGUUGCAUUUAAAUAUUGACCCUAUACAAGCCUCUGGUUCUGAAGCAGUUCUAUCUGAAAAUCCAUCAACCGAUACUGGUCCCGGCGAGCCGUCGGACGUGGACGGCACGACGCGCAACGUGUGCUACAAGCUGUGCUCGCUCAUACACACGCAGCUGGUCAAAGCGCACGCCGAAGUCAGCCGGAGAAGGCCGCAAGAAUUGGCCGAAUUCCUUAACUACUUAAUGAAAAACGCGAGCGAAGAGAAGUUACCCUACCACUUUUCAGUUCAAUAUGGUGCUUUGGUGGUCAGCUUGGCCGAUCAGGAUAUUAAGGGCGUGGAAAAAGUUGCAGAGACUGACGUUAAGGAUGCCGCUACUACCACUGCAAUCACACCCGAGGAGAAUGCAGGCAGUCCGCAAGGGGAGAGUGCUCCCUUGGCGACGGCAGAAGCUGAAGCGGAAGCGGAGGGCGAGGCGGCGGCGGGUGCGGAGGUUGCAGAGGGCGGGGAGGGCUUCUGCGUGCUGGAGUCCGCGCCCGCCUCGCACCGCUACCACCUGUCUAUGCUGCAGCCCUCCGAGCCACGCACCUUCUACUCCGCGGUCAAGCGCGAGAUCAAACUGCUCAAGAGCGACCUACCGCCCGGGGUGUGGGUGCGUGGUUUCGAGGACCGCAUAGAUCUGCUGUCGGUGAUGAUCGCGGGCCCGAGCCGCACACCGUACGAAGGCGGGCUGUUCGUUUUCGACGUGCAGCUGGGCGGCGAGUACCCGCGGGCGCCGCCGCUCUGCCACUACCACUCCUACUGCAGCGACCGCCUCAACCCCAACCUCUACGAAGACGGCAAGGUGUGUGUUUCACUGCUGGGCACGUGGUCGGGGCGCGGCGUGGAAGUGUGGGGUAAAGACAGUUCUUUACUCCAGGUCAUCGUGUCACUGCAGGGUCUUAUUCUCAACGCAGAGCCCUACUUCAAUGAGGCUGGCUACGAGAAGCAAAAAGGAACGCAACAGGGUAAAGAGAACUCGCGGAUGUACAACGAGAUGGUGCUACUGAAACUGGUGCAGUCGAUGACGCGAAUGGUGCUGAACCCGCCGGAGCCGUUCCGGGAGGAGGGGGUGCGGCAUCUGCGCGGCGCCGCGGGCGCGCUGUGCCGCCGCCUGGAGGCGCUGGUGCUGGCGUCCAGCGGCCGCCACACCGACGAGCCGCCGCCCGACUACCCGCUGCUGCCCGCCUCCAGGGGCUUCUGCCUCACGCUGCGCUCCUCGCUGGACGCCUUCCGCGCCGCGCUGCGCCGCAACGACAUCGCCGUGCCGCCCUCCGCCUUAUAG
Messenger RNA from Parnassius apollo (apollo), 4815 nucleotides. NCBI's taxonomy places the organism in Eukaryota, Metazoa, Arthropoda, Insecta, Lepidoptera, Papilionidae. The record is from the annotation of a GenBank genome assembly.